Molecule: messenger RNA, 1203 nt
Organism: Setaria italica (foxtail millet)
Lineage: Eukaryota; Viridiplantae; Streptophyta; Magnoliopsida; Poales; Poaceae
Product: binding partner of ACD11 1
Exons: 5
Coding region: 112-918 (268 amino acids)
Molecular function (GO): RNA binding
Source: RefSeq, a predicted model, not a curated record
UCCUUGGAAGCCUUGUCUUCAUAAUAGUCCAUUCCAUUCUCCCCACGCAGUAGUGUUAUAUUAGCGCCCCAACUCCGAUCCCUAAUCACCGUCUAAUCAGGCUCCCCUCCCAUGGCGACGGCGGCGGAGGUCCCAGUGUCAGCGCCGGUGAGGACAGUGAAGGUCACCAAUGUCUCACUUAGUGCAACUGUACAAGAUAUUAAGGAGUUCUUUUCCUUUUCAGGAGAUAUUGAACAUGUGGAGAUGCAAAGUGGUGAUGAGUGGUCUCAAGUUGCAUAUGUGACUUUCAAAGAUGCACAAGGUGCAGAAACUGCACUUCUUCUUUCGGGUGCCACAAUAGUUGAUCUUUCUGUCAUCAUUGCACCUGCUCCAGAAUAUCAGCCACCUCCUACUGCCUCAGCCCCACCGAUGAGUGGAACCAGAGUUCCAGUUGGUGCAGACAACAACGUUGUCCACAAGGCUGAGGAUGUUGUCAGCACUAUGCUUGCUAAGGGUUUCGUCCUAGGCAAAGACGCCGUUGGCAAGGCCAAAGCAUUCGACGAGAAGCAUGGCUUCACAUCCACAGCUGGUGCCAAGGUGGCCUCCAUUGACAAGAAAAUUGGCCUGAGUGAGAAGAUCACCACGGGCACUUCCAUGGUGAGCGAGAAGGUCAAGGAGAUGGACCAGAAGUUCCAGGUGUCAGACAAGACCAAAUCCGCGUUUGCCGCUGCAGAGCAGAAGGUGAACAGCGCCGGGUCAGCCAUCAUGAAGAACAGGUAUGUCUUCACUGGUGCGUCGUGGGUCACCAACGCGUUCAACAAGGUCGCCAAGGCUGCCACAGAUGUUGGGACAAUGACCAAGGAGAAGAUGGCCGCCGAGGAGCAGCACAAGGGCUCUGGCGCUUCUUCUGGGGGCCACUCGUAUACACCCAUCCAAUGAUUGUUUGGCUGGCAGUUAGUUAUGUGCCUUCCCCUCGACAUGUUGUAUUAUUGGUGGAUGUAAAACAUAGAUAUAGAACAGAUCAGGCCUCCUGCCAUAUGUUCAUCGUUCCCAUGUGUUAAAUUUCGUACUGCAGGAUUAUUUUUUCUUAGAACAGAAAAGUAUGAUGGUGAUACCAAUGUAUUCCGGUGGCUUAUAUGAAUUCUGGUUGGGAUUUGGAUGAACUAGUGAUGAAUUUGUGGGGGCGUUACUCGAAUAAUGAUAUGAUGGUGUUGUUUCUUGACA